AUGGUUGUCUUCUCUUCUUUCCCAGCAAAAUCAAGUAGAAAGCUUACAUUUCUAUAUUUAGCGAACGAUGUAAUCCAGAACAGUAAAAGAAAGGGUCCUGAAUUCACAAGGGAGUUUGAAUCUGUUCUUGUGGAUGCUUUUUCUCAUGUUGCCAGAGAGGCAGAUGAGGGCUGCAAAAAGCCCUUGGAGCGAUUGCUUAACAUCUGGCAAGAAAGGAGUGUGUAUGGCAGUGAGUUCAUACAGCAGUUGAAACUUUCUAUGGAGGAUACCAGUAGCCCUCCACCAAAAGUUACCGAGGAGAAAAAGUCCUUGAAGCGGACGUUUCAGCAGAUACAAGAGGAAGAAGAUGAGGAUUAUCCUGGGAGCUACUCGCCCCAGGACCCCAGCACUGGGCCAUUAUUGACUGAGGACUUGAUCAAAGCCCUGCAGGACCUGGAAAAUGCAGCAUCAGGAGAUGCCACAGUACGACAGAAAAUUGCCUCAUUGCCACAGGAAGUUCAAGAUGUGUCACUGCUGGAGAAAAUUACAGACAAAGAGGCAGCAGAACGUCUUUCAAAAACUGUGGAUGAAGCAUGUUUGUUACUAGCAGAAUAUAAUGGGCGGCUGGCGGCAGAGUUGGAAGACCGACGCCAGCUGGCACGCAUGCUGAUUGAGUACACACAGAACCAGAAGGAUGUGCUGACAGAGAAAGAGAAAAAGUUAGAAGAGUAUAAACAGAAGCUUGCUCGGGUAACCCAAGUCCGCAAGGAGUUGAAAUCUCACAUCCAAAGCCUUCCAGAUCUGUCGCUGCUGCCCAACGUUACAGGAGGGUUGGCACCUUUGCCAUCUGCUGGUGAUUUAUUUUCGACUGACUAGAACUAAUGGUGCCCGCAUUUACUAAUUCCCCUUAGUACCAGCAGAAGUAAGAAAGCUCUCACGCUGACUGGAAAUCCUACCAUAGGAAUGAACAUACAGACCCUACUUUCAGCCUACCAGCCGCACAUGCGCGCUCUCUGUGUACAGUGUCUCACGUUGAGGGGAAGGUAGAGAGUGUGUAUGUCCAUGUUCUGAAGGGCGUGGGUAUAGAGUCCAUAUAUAUUUUGAAAAGAAACUUUUCUCACAUUUUCUGUACUCAGACUAGUUUCCGUUUGCUCUUAGCACUUGUUAUUCCCGCAGAACGUAUAGGAAUCAUGUACAUAUAUCUUGAAAGUUUUCCAAGAAAUGUUGUUUUCCUCUAUAAAAGUUUCUGAUUA
This is a messenger RNA of Pelodiscus sinensis (Chinese soft-shelled turtle), 1232 nucleotides long. NCBI's taxonomy places the organism in Eukaryota, Metazoa, Chordata, Testudines, Trionychidae. The record is from RefSeq and is a predicted model, not a curated record.